GUUAGUUUCAAUUCGGUGUUUACUUUCGCUUAUACCGGACUGGUUUCGGAAUUGGUCGGCGUUCGGAAUCGUCGAUCUGAACUGAUUUUCGUAUUCAUUGUUGUUGUUGCUUUUCUUACUUGUCGUUAACGAAAAGGGGUAAAAACAGAACGAAAAAUGAAUAAAUUAAUAACAGUUUUAGCUGGUUUCGCCAUGGCCUUUCUACUGGUCCCUUCCAUUGCCUUGGCGGAUACCGAAAAAGUCGCAUCGAAUGAUGGGCAAAAAGAUGGUGAAAUCAAAAUUUAUAAACGUCUUAUUCCGGCCGAUGUGCUUAGAGAUUUUCCUGGAAUGUGCUUUGCAUCGACUCGGUGCGCCACGGUGGAACCCGGAAAGUCAUGGGAAUUAACGCCAUUCUGCGGUCGUUCUACGUGUGUGCAGAAUGAAGAGAACACGGCAAAGCUAUUGGAGCUUGUAGAAGAUUGCGGUCCUUUGCCUCUGUCGUUAGCAAACAAUAAGUGCAAGUUGGACACAGAGAAGACCAACAAGACAGCACCAUUUCCUUAUUGCUGUCCCAUCUUUACAUGUGAGCCAGGUGUAAAGCUGGAGUAUCCUGAUGUUGAAAAGGAAGAGGAGAAGAAGAACUAAUCUAGAGAUUUUGGUUAUUUUCUAUUAAUAUUAUUUUGGAAUAUCUGUAAUUUCUGAUUUAUAUGAAUCAUAGUUUAUAAACCUGGCAGAAAAUGAAUAAACUUUACAAUAUUUUGAAUUCAAAUG
Drosophila hydei is the source of this 750-nucleotide messenger RNA. RefSeq lists its product as uncharacterized. The record is from RefSeq and is a predicted model, not a curated record. Lineage: Eukaryota; Metazoa; Arthropoda; Insecta; Diptera; Drosophilidae. Bases 157 to 624 code for a protein of 155 amino acids. The transcript is spliced from 3 exons.